UCCCCCUUCCCCGGCAGAGGUUGCUGGCGAGCCCGGAGUUGCUGGGCGUGCGCGGCCGCCUCGCGGCUCCUCGGCACGGAGCAAGUAAGAGGGAGGAGACUCUUCCAGACUCGGACUGCAUUUGUGCAAGCGGGAGACAGAGGAGCAGGUUAAUGCCCCAGGAAGCUGGGUUCCCAGGGAUCUGCCGGUGGAUAGUCUUGGCAAGCAGGCAGGAGGGCUGGAGCCCAGAGAUGAGAGUAUCCAGGAGAGAUGUGAGCCCGACAGGCCGCCGGCUGCCCGGUCACUGAGGCGGCCCCCCGGCCGGGGCCUGCGCCUCCCCCGGCCCAGCAUGCGCCUGUCGGCACGGAGGGCGCUGCUGGCGGCCGCCUGCGCCCUGGCCCUGGUCCUGGCGGUCCAGCUGGGGCAGCAGGUGCUGGAGUGCCGGGCGGUGCUGGCGGGCCCGCGGAGCCCCCGGCGGGCCAUGCGGCCGGAGCAGGAGGAGCUGGUGAUAGUGGGCGCCGACCGCGUGGAGUACCGCUACGGCAAGGCCAUGCCGCUCAUCUUCGUGGGCGGCGUGCCCCGCAGCGGCACCACGCUCAUGCGCGCCAUGCUGGACGCCCACCCCGAGGUGCGCUGCGGCGAGGAGACCCGCAUCAUCCCCCGGGUGCUGGCCAUGCGCCAGGCCUGGUCCAAGUCCGGCCGCGAGAAGCUGCGGCUGGACGAGGCGGGCGUGACGGACGAGGUGCUGGACGCCGCCAUGCAGGCCUUCAUCCUGGAGGUGAUCGCCAAGCACGGCGAGCCGGCCCGCGUGCUCUGCAACAAGGACCCCUUCGCGCUCAAGUCCUCGGUCUACCUGUCGCGCCUCUUCCCCAAUUCCAAGUUCCUGCUGAUGGUGCGGGACGGCCGGGCCUCAGUGCACUCCAUGAUCACGCGCAAGGUCACCAUCGCGGGCUUUGACCUCAGCAGCUACCGCGACUGCCUCACCAAGUGGAACAGGGCCAUCGAGGUGAUGUACGCCCAGUGCCUGGAGGUGGGCAAGGACAAGUGCCUGCCCGUGUACUACGAGCAGCUGGUGCUGCACCCCAGGCGCUCCCUCAAGCUCAUCCUCGACUUCCUCGGCAUCACCUGGAGUGACGCCGUCUUGCACCACGAGGACCUCAUUGGCAAGCCCGGUGGAGUCUCCCUGUCCAAGAUCGAGCGGUCCACAGACCAGGUCAUCAAGCCUGUAAACCUAGAAGCGCUCUCCAAGUGGAUCGGCCACAUCCCUGAGGAUGUGGUGAGGGACAUGGCCCAGAUCGCCCCCAUGCUGGCUCGGCUCGGCUAUGACCCCUAUGCAAACCCACCCAACUAUGGCAACCCCGACCCCAUCGUCAUCAACAACACGUACCGGGUCUUGAAAGGGGACUACAAAACACCAGCCAAUCUGAAAGGAUAUUUUCAGGUGAACCAGAACAGCACCUCCUCCCACUUAGGAAGCUCAUGAUUUCCAGAUCUCUGCAAGUGGCUUUCUGUUGCCAAGAUGAGAAGAAACUUUGCAUUCGAGUGGAAAUCGGACCUCUAAUCCAAGCAUAUUGCUUGCUGUUAAUCGCCGAAAAGGGGCUGCUAAUGAAGAAUGUAUUUGCAUAUGUUUGCAAAACCGGAAUCAUCAAGAACUUACUUGGAACUCUUCUAUCCUUAGACACUCGGGUAGGGAGUGAAAAGUGCAGAAGUAGUCCGGAUUUUGAAACUUAGGUAUUUUCUAUUUUUCCCCUCAAGAACUUUUUUUUAAAGAUUUGUCGUCCUCCUUAAUUUGCAGGGCCACCUUGGAGGCUUUGUUUGCUGGGACAAGACUCACAAUCUGUGCCUCUCCUGUUGACCCUCCCUUUGAAUUCAAAGAAUCUAUUUAAAAAAGAAUUUAAUAUAUGAGGCUUUCUUUGAUUCCUCCUCGAUUCUACUAAGUUUGUUUCAAAGAGAAAAAAAAAAACAAAAACAAAUUAUUUGAAUAAAGCGAACAGGGGCAUAUCUGUCCGUGCCUUA
Choloepus didactylus (southern two-toed sloth) is the source of this 1995-nucleotide messenger RNA. RefSeq names its product tyrosylprotein sulfotransferase 2 (gene TPST2). Gene Ontology annotation, molecular function: protein-tyrosine sulfotransferase activity. Gene Ontology annotation, cellular component: Golgi apparatus. The record is from RefSeq and is a predicted model, not a curated record. NCBI's taxonomy places the organism in Eukaryota, Metazoa, Chordata, Mammalia, Pilosa, Megalonychidae. The transcript has 8 exons. Bases 329 to 1462 code for a protein of 377 amino acids. Gene Ontology annotation, biological process: peptidyl-tyrosine sulfation.